This is a messenger RNA of Plasmodium cynomolgi strain B, 589 nucleotides long. RefSeq names its product CYIR protein. The record is from RefSeq and is a predicted model, not a curated record. Lineage: Eukaryota; Apicomplexa; Aconoidasida; Haemosporida; Plasmodiidae. The annotation marks the transcript as partial. The transcript has a single exon.
CCUGAGAAUCAAAUAUGUAAACCUAUUUCUGAGCUUUUUUCAUUAUGAUGACUGGAGAGAAAGGAAGGAACUAUAUGAAUACUAUGUGGAUUAUUAUCCAGUUAGUGAAACCGUUAAAAUCUAUUCAGAUCGAUGCAAUGAGUUCUAUCAUUAUGUAGAAAGAAAAAAACCACUAUACAAACAUUUUAAGGAACUGUGUACUGGAGAUAAUACAAAUAAAUGCCCAGAAUUUUAUGCUCAAUGUGAACAAUACGAUCCAGACAAAGUACUAUCACAUCUUAGUUGUCAUAAUGAAAUAAUGAAAGAAAGAUCUUCCGCUACUUCUAGUGUUCUAGAAAUAAGAAACACACAUUCAGAUAGCGAAACCAAAUCAAGAGAAACAUCAGUUGUUAUGGUUCCUGUCGAUAUUACAAAUUUAAAUGAAAAAUCUCACACUAUAACAAAGGUUGGUAAUAUCCUUCUUGGAGUAGUUGCAACUUCUAUGACUUCUGGCGCUUUAUAUAGAGUAAAUAUAAAAUUCAUUGAUACAAAUCAACUGCAUACAUUUGUUAAUAUCUAUCAUUAUUACAUCUCCAUAAAUAAUAUAUAA